Molecule: messenger RNA, 2630 nt
Organism: Symphalangus syndactylus (siamang)
Lineage: Eukaryota; Metazoa; Chordata; Mammalia; Primates; Hylobatidae
Gene: ABITRAM
Product: actin binding transcription modulator
Biological process (GO): regulation of actin filament polymerization; dendrite morphogenesis; regulation of filopodium assembly
Cellular component (GO): lamellipodium; filopodium tip; dendrite
Molecular function (GO): actin monomer binding; actin filament binding
Source: RefSeq, a predicted model, not a curated record
CAGCGCGCGUGCGCACGACACGCGCUGCGCGCCGGAAGAGCACGCCCAGUCCGGGCUGCGCGAAGGAAGCGCUGGCGUCCCGGAGGGCGGGGGUGACGGCGCCAGAGGUCGCCAUGGCUACCGAGCCCGAAGCCGCGGAGCCAGUGGUGCCUUCGCUCGUGGAUCGAUACUUCACUCGCUGGUACAAACCGGAUGUCAAAGGAAAAUUUUGUGAGGACCACUGUAUACUACAGCACUCUAACCGAAUAUGUGUCAUCACAUUGGCAGAAUCUCAUCCAGUUCUUCAAAGUGGAAAAACAAUUAAAAGCAUUUCCUAUCAGAUCAGUACCAACUGUAGCAGACUUCAGAACAAGGUCUCUGGGAAAUUUAAGCGGGGAGCACAGUUUCUAACAGAGCUUGCACCUCUCUGUAAGAUUUACUGCUCAGAUGGUGAAGAAUAUACUGUGUCUAGUUGUGUUAGAGGACGUUUGAUGGAAGUGAAUGAAAACAUUCUCCAUAAGCCAUCUAUUCUUCAAGAAAAGCCAUCUACUGAAGGCUACAUUGCAGUUGUGUUACCCAAAUUUGAAGAAAGUAAAAGCAUAACAGAAGGGUUACUGACACAAAAACAAUAUAAAGAAGUCAUGGUGAAACGCCUUAAUGCCACAACAGCUACGUCAUGAGGAUUGACAUGGAACAAAAAGCAAAGCGGGAUUCUUGUUACCUGGCCUAAACCGUCAGGGUACUAAAGGAGAAGAACCAGUAUAUGUAAAGCAUACCUAACAGCCAGCCAUAUGCAGGGGAGGCCUAGUGCUUCACUUAGUUUUCCUUCUCUGUUUUCGUAAUGAGCCUUGGUUCCCAUUUGUCUACAGCCUGCCAGAUCUGGCCUGCCCAUGUACUCACGCUGUUCUCUUGCAUCUCUCUAACAACUGGCAUGCAAAGGAUGUUUUUCUGAUUAAAAACAAACAAAGCUGUUUGAAUAAAAUUUAGAAAAUACAGAAAAGUUUUAAGUAGCCAAGUAAAAAUAAUUUACCCAUCAUCCCAUAAUCCAGAAGUAAAUACAUUUGACCCUUGAGCAACAUGGGUUUGAACUGCAUGGGUCCACUUAUGCAUGGACUGUUUUCAACUAUAAACGAAUCAAAAAUAUAUCAUUAACCAAACACGAAACCCACUUAUAGAGCAGGUUCAUAUACUCAGAUUCCAAAGGGCCAACUGCAUGACUUGAGUUCUCAUGUAUGGAUUUGGGUAUAUGUGGAAGGUCCUGGAACCAAUCCCCUAUGUAAACCAAGGGAUAACUACUACAUUUUAACCUACUUCUGUUUGAACAUAUGGUAUGGUUAUAGCUUUUGCCUCAUUUUCCUAACAGUUUGAAGUUUAAAAAAACCUAACCUGCCUUUCUUACCCAGUCUCCUACAAUGUGCCUACCAAAAAGCCUAGUCCUAGCUCAUCUGCUUCAACUCCUCUCCCUUUUAGAUUGUAGGGAAGAGGCCGGAGUGUAGAGUAUAUUAUAUCUUCUGUCCCCCUUAUGCCAACAAGAUGGCCUUCCCCUCUGAAACAAAGUAAAACUGCAACAGUGUGACUUCUUAAAUGAGGGAUAUGUGAAAAGGCUAUGAAAAAUACAAAGGCUUUCCUAGGAAAUGUGUUUGUUAUAAUGCAGUGGGAAGCUAAUUCUUGAAAUAUGCACAUUAUAGUUACUCAGUCUCACAUAAUCUAGUUACCAGCAAAGAAGUUACUGAGAAUAUGUCAUUCAAAGGCAUAGAGGCCUUUGAAUGGAACAAAUGCUUUCACAUCACUUAAAGUAAAAAAAAAAAAACCUCCAACUGUGAAUUUAUAGUUUAAGAGUGAUUUACACUGAAUUUCAAAUAAAAGGACUAUAAAACAUGUUAUUUUUCUGUAAGGGCUAUAACAUACAUUUCAAUAUCCCUGUUUUUAAAUAAAAUAUCCUUUUAUACAGAAGACAUCAUUCGAUGUAUAAAUUCCAUUGGUUAUCUAUCCUCUUAUGCUGUUGAAGUCAUAAGUUACCCCUUCCCAACCCCCACUUGCUCUUUCAUUAGAGAAUAUUAUUUUUUCAGGUAUGCAAAAAUAUUAUCUAAUGAAAGUACAAGUGGGGGUUGGAAUUUUUAAGUUUUAAUUAUUUACAAAAUAAUACUUAUUUUGUAAAUAUUUUGUACUUAUUUACAAAAUAAUACUUAUUUUGUAAAUAGAACUUAACAUUUUGAUUCAUAGGAAAAACUUGUAAUCUGAGUGCCAGCAUGACUAUCCCCCUAAAUAUACCCCCCAGACAUGAUACGUGUACUAAGUGGAUAAACACCUCCACGAUGGUGCUAUUAGCUGAAAAUAUAAACAAACCAGCAGAUCCUCACUUUUAAGUAGCACAAUGACUCUUAAAGGCGUCAUAAAACUAAGACAGUAAACAGUAAAAGAAUUGUUUAUAACAUUUUACAUAUAACAUUACCUUACAUCAUUCUCCCAUUAUUUCUGUUGUAAUUUAAAAGAAUACUUUGGUUUCAGAGAAUUAAAAUCAUGCUUAAUGAUUUUGACUGUUUAAGGAAAGAUUUUAAAAAGGUUAUUAACAGAGCUGAGUGCAUCACAUUUUCUCCCGAAGGACUACAGUGAAAAUUUACCUCAAUAAAAUAUUGACUAGCUGUGGUCAA